Molecule: messenger RNA, 4482 nt
Organism: Fundulus heteroclitus (mummichog)
Lineage: Eukaryota; Metazoa; Chordata; Actinopteri; Cyprinodontiformes; Fundulidae
Gene: taf2
Product: TAF2 RNA polymerase II, TATA box binding protein (TBP)-associated factor
Exons: 27
Coding region: 424-4065 (1213 amino acids)
Biological process (GO): transcription initiation at RNA polymerase II promoter
Cellular component (GO): transcription factor TFIID complex
Molecular function (GO): transcription cis-regulatory region binding; chromatin binding; RNA polymerase II general transcription initiation factor activity
Source: RefSeq, a predicted model, not a curated record
UAUUUAUUUAUUUUUUACGCGGCAGGUCAAAGGCUACAAACAAAAUGGCGGAACACCGACGAGCUGCAGCUACAGCGCUGUGAGGCUCUACUUUAACGUCGCGGGGUCUCCUCGCUGCAGGAGCGGCUGAACGACUCUGUCGUCCUUUUGCCCCGGCACGGAGCUAAACGCGCCUCUCGGCUGUUUUCUGGAGAAGUACUUCCGCGGAGGACUUUACGCGCGUCUCCGGCGGAACACAGACCGAGGGGAGCCCACAGCCGGGCGGCAAGCAGCUGCAGACCUGGCCGGAGCAGAUCCGUUGCUAGUUGGAGCUCUACCUAACCCAGAGGGUCUCCGUGAGGUCCAGAGGGUCUCCUGCUGCGCUCCGCGAGGAGGAACGUCCCGGAUGCAUGAGCCGAAACCUCCCAGCAACAAGCAGCAAAGAUGAACAAGAAGAAGGAUAAGGGCUUCGAGAGCCCCCGGCCUUUUAAAUUGACCCACCAGGUGGUGUGCAUCAACAACAUCAAUUUCCAGAGGAAGUCCGUCAUCGGCUACGUGGAGCUGACCAUUUUCCCCACCGUGGUCAACCUGAACAGGAUCAAGCUGAACAGCAAACAGUGCCGCAUCUACAGGGUCCGCGUCAACGAGCUCGAAGCCCCUUUCAUCUACAAUGACCCCACCCUGGAGGUGUGCCACAACGAGUCCAAGCAGCGGAACCUGAACUAUUUCUCCAGCGCCUACACAGCAGCUGUAAGCGCCGUGGACCCUGACGCCGGGAACGGAGAGCUGGUCAUCAAAGUUCCCUCUGAGCUCUGGAAACAAGGAGACGAUCUGAAGGUGUUAAAGGUUUACAUUGAGUUUUCCUUGGACCAGCCCAAAGGGGGUCUCCACUUUGUUGUUCCUGAUGUGGAGGGCAGCAUGGCAGAGAGGGGCGCCCACGUGUUCUCCUUCGGAUACCAGAACUCCACAAGGUUCUGGUUCCCCUGUGUGGACUCCUAUUCGGAGCUGUGUACCUGGAAGCUGGAGUUUACUGUGGACGCGUCGAUGGUGGCCGUGUCCUGUGGGGACCUGGUGGAGACCAUCUACACCCACGACAUGAGGAAGAAGACCUUCCACUACGUGCUUCCCAUCCCCACUGCCGCUCCCAACAUCUCCCUGUCCGUGGGGCCCUUUGAGAUCCUGGUAGACCCCUACAUGCACGAGGUGACCCAUUUCUGCUUGCCGCAGCUGCUCCCUCUGCUCAAGCACUCCAUGUCCUACCUCCACGAAAUCUUCGAGUUCUACGAGGAGAUCCUGACGUGCCGCUACCCGUACGCCUGUUUUAAGACCGUGUUCGUGGACGAGGCCUACGUUCAGGUGUCGUCCUACGCCUCCAUGAGCAUCUUCAGUACCAACCUGCUCCACAGCCCGAUGAUCAUAGACCAGACCCCGCAGACCCGCCGCUGUCUGGCUCAGGCCCUGGCCCAGCAGUUCUUCGGCUGUUUUAUCUCCAGAAUGUCAUGGGCUGAUGAGUGGGUGCUGAAGGGCAUCUCUGGCUACAUCUAUGGCCUCUACCUGAAGAAGACGUUUGGCGUAAAUGAAUACCGCCACUGGAUUAAAGAGGAGCUGGACAGGAUUGUGGAGUAUGAACUGAAGAUGGGAGGUGUUCUGUUGCACCCCACCUUCAGUGGAGGCAAAGAAAAGGACAAUCCCACCCCCCACCUUCACUUCUCCAUCAAACACCCCCACACCCUGUCCUGGGAGUACUUCAAGAUGUUCCAGUGUAAGGCUCACCUGGUUAUGAGGCUGAUUGAAAACAGAAUCAGCAUGGAGUUCAUGCUACAGGUUUUUAACAAACUCCUAAGCCUGGCCAGUACAGCUUCGUCACAAAAGUACCAGAGCCACAUGUGGAGCCAGAUGCUCCUGUCAACUCACGCCUUCCUCAAAUCCAUCUCCAAUGUCUCUGGCAAGGACAUCGGCCCUCUGAUAAAGCAGUGGGUAGAUCAGAGCGGGGUGGUGAAAUUCUUUGGCAGCUUUGCUUUCAACAGGAAGAGAAAUGUGCUGGAGCUGGAGAUCCGCCAGGACUACACAUCCUCUGGAACUCAGAAAUAUGUGGGACCCAUCAAGGUGACGGUCCAGGAGCUGGAUGGCUCCUUCAACCACACGCUGCAGAUAGAGGAGAACAGUCUGAAACAUGACAUCCCCUGCCAUUCAAAGAGCAGAAGAAACAAGAAGAAGAAGAUUCCUCUGAUGAAUGGAGAGGAGGUUGACAUGGAUUUGUCUGCUAUGGAUGCCGACUCUCCUCUCCUGUGGAUCCGGAUCGACCCAGACAUGUCCAUUCUGAGGAAAGUGGAGUUUGAGCAGGCUGACUUCAUGUGGCAGUAUCAGCUGCGCUAUGAGAGGGACGUGGUUGCACAGGAGGAAGCCAUCACAGCACUGGAAAAAUUUCCAACUCCUGCCUCCAGAUUGGCUCUGACUGACAUCCUGGAGCAAGAGCAAUGUUUCUACAAAGUCCGCAUGCAGGCCUGCUUCUGCUUAGCCAAGAUUGCCAAUGCCAUGGUGAGCACGUGGCAGGGUCCACCAGCCAUGAAGUCGCUCUACACCAGAAUGUUUUGCUGUAAGAGCUGCCCCAACAUCGUCAGGACGAACAACUUCAUCAACUUCCAGAGCUACUUCCUGCAGAAGACGAUGCCGGUUGCCAUGGCUUUACUCAGAGAUGUACAGAACCUCUGUCCCAAAGACGUCCUCAACUUUAUACUUGACCUAAUCAAGUAUAACGACAACCGGAAAAACAAAUUUUCAGAUAACUACUACCGUGCAGAUCUGAUCAAGGCCCUGACCAACUCCCUCACUCCGGCCAUCAGCAUCAACAACGAGGUGCGAACAGUGGACAACUUAAAUCCUGAUGUGCGUCUCAUCCUGGAGGAGAUCACGCGCUUCCUGAACAUGGAGAAGCUGCUGCCGAGUUUCAGGAACACCAUCACUGUUAGUUGCCUGAGAGCUAUUCGCCAGCUCCAGAAGAACGGACAUAUUCCCAGUGACCCGUCACUCUUCAGGGCCUAUGCUGAGUACGGCCAGUUUGUAGACGUUCGUGUUUCUGCACUGGAAGCUCUGGUCGACUACACAAGAGUUGAAAAGAGCUCCACAGACCUGCAGUGGCUGCUUGACAUGGUCCAGAGUGACCCGAUUCACUACGUCAGACAUAAGGUUCUGGGCAUGCUCUGUAAGAACCCGCCAUUCACCAAGACGGCAGACUCAGGUCUAUGUAAUGAAGCUCUGGUCGAUCAGCUCUGGAAACUCAUGAACUCAGGUACCGCCCACGACUGGCGCCUGCGCUGCGACGCCGUCAACCUCUACUACACGCUGUUCGGCCUGACCAGGCCGUCAUGCCUGCCGCUGCCCGAGCUGGGCCUGGUGCUCAACCUGAAGGAGAAGAAGGCUGUCCUCAACCCCACCAUCAAGCCCGAGCUGGGCGUCAGCGUCGUCAUGGACACGCCGGCCAGUAUAGGCAUCCACGGCGUCGGGAUGAGCUACGCAGCUGUGGAUGAAGAACCGGACCCUGUCUCGUUGGGGGUGUGUGGUGUGGGCCAACCCCCUCAGGGCCUCAAGAGGAAGGCUGAGACCCCUUUGGGUUCCCCCCCGGAGCCAGGCCAGAUCCUGCAGCACCAGGAUGACGACGGGAGAGCGGGCCGCUACAAGAUCAGGUUCAACACCAUGGAAGAAGAAGACAUCGAUAUGGAGACUGUCCACGACAGUCAGGCCUUCAUUCACCAUCACCUCAACCUGCUGGACAGGCCGUCCACACCAGGUAAAGAGCCGCCGCUGGUGGAGCAGCCCCUGCUGUCCAUGCCCGCCACUCCUCUGCCCCCCUUCUCCAAGGAGACCGCCUCCCUGUCUUCCAAGCACGGAGGGGACCACGGCCACCACCACCACCAUCACCACCACGAGCACAAGAAGAAGAAGAAAAAGCACAAGCACAAACACAAGCAUAAGCACAAGCAUGAAAGCAAGGACAAGGAGAAGGACCGAGACAGGGACAACUCGUACGCCUACAGCAACAGCCCGGCCAGCGGCAGGUCUCUGCGCUCGCCCUCGCUCUCCGACUGAACACCGGGAGGACGUUUGGCUUCCAGCCGCGGCUUGUUCACACAUGCCGUCUGCAACAUCUGCGGGACAGGCGCAGCCAUCGGUCCCACGGAGGGCGGAGACCCGUCUGUGUCCACAUGCGGCUCCGCCUGUUUUCUUCUUCAGUCCUCAGCAGUGUCAUCUGACUCCACUGCAUCCUUCAGCAGAACCCGAUCAAACGGAACCCAACUGAGGCUGACGUGUCAAAAAGUGAACCCUUCAAACAUCCCUGCACACACACACACACACACACACACACACACACACACACACACGCUGCAGCCUGCCAGCCUUAGCUGACCUCAUAAUCUCUUCCUCUCCAAACAAAGUGACCACUCUGGUGACCCUCAGCCCACACCUGAGUGAGCGGCUCCUGAGGUUAAGCAGAGCCAUGAGUGU